UCUCUCUGAUUCUUCUGCUCUCAAAUUCAACUUCGUCUUCAAGUCUCGGAGAGUCGUGAAUCCCCGAUUCCUCGCCGUCCUCGCGCUCUUCAAUCGCGGCGGCGUUCUGCAAUGUUCCGGCUCCCGAGCUCCGAGCCCGUGCUCCAUCAAUGAGGCCGACCUCGUUCGUCGGGGGGGAAGUCCUUCUAGCUGGGGACGGCCGGCGACCGUGAUUUUUCUCGCGGAUGGCGACUGCUUCGGCUCGCUUCUCCGCGUUCGGAGCCCGGGGCAAUCGCCAUGAACGGCCCGCAUUCUCGGGGUUCAGCAAGUUGGAGUCUUGGAGCUUUCACUUCCCGCCGAGUGCGGAGGUUUGCAAAAUCCCUUCUGCUUCCGUCGCGACUCGCUCGAAGAAUGUUUCUAGUCAAAUCAAUUCUUUGCCCGAUAGUGAUGAUUUCUUCUAUGAGAAAGUAGCAACCCCCAUGCUCGAUAAUAUUGAGAGCCCUACCAAUGUGAAGAACCUGUCUACAAAGGAGCUGCGACAGUUAGCUGAUGAAAUCCGUUUAGAAUUAUCCUCAAUAUUAAGAAAAGCACAAAAACCUUCGAAGGCUAGUCUGGCAGUCGUUGAGCUGACAGUGGCAAUACAUCACGUUUUUCAUGCUCCUGCGGACAAAAUUUUGUGGGAUGUUGGGGAACAAACAUAUGCGCAUAAAAUGCUUACUGGAAGGAGAUCCCUCAUGAACACUUUGAGACAAAAGGGCGGUUUGUCUGGUUUCACUUCUCGAUCUGAAAGCGAGUAUGAUCCUUUUGGUGCGGGACAUGGAUGCAGCAGCAUUUCUGCAGGUUUAGGCAUGGCGGUUGCACGGGAUAUGAAGGGAAAACGUGAACGAAUUAUGACAGUCAUAAGCAAUGUAACUACAAUGGCUGGCCAGGUGUACGAGGCAAUGAGCAAUGCAGGCUACUUGGACUCUGAUAUGAUAGUUAUCUUGAAUGAUAGUCGUCAUUCUUUGCACCCAAAGGUUGAAGAGGGCCCGAAGAGAUCUAUCAAUGCUCUCUCUAGUACUCUAAGUAAGCUCCAGUCAAGCAAAUCUUUCCGGAAGUUUAGAGAAGUUGCCAAGGGUGUUACUAAAAAAAUUGGCAGGGGCAUGCAUGAAUGGGCAGCCAAAGUCGAUGAAUUUGCUCGUGGUAUGAUGGGUCCACCCGGUUCGACUCUUUUUGAAGAGCUUGGCUUGUACUAUAUUGGCCCUGUUGAUGGCCAUAACAUUGAGGACUUGGUUUGUGUUCUCCAAGAAGUGGCGUCACUUAAUUCAAUGGGUCCUGUUCUGAUUCAUGUUGUAACAGAUGAAAAUCAAGGGAUUAAACGAAGUCAGCAGAGUGAGAUUGGCGAGAAUGUAGGUGAAGGUUCAAGCUGUUAUGAUUUGGUGGAAUCUAAUUAUCAACCCAGGACAUAUAGUGAUUGUUUUGUGGAGGCACUGGCUAGGAAGGCAGAGAGUGAUAAAGAUGUUGUGAUGGUUCACGGGGGAGUGGAGGUGGAACCAUCGCUUCAGUUGUUUCGCGAAAAGUUUCCCGACAAGUUUUUUGAUGUGGGAAUGGCUGAGCAACAUGCGGUUACAUUUUCAGCGGGUUUAUCAUGUGGAGGAUUAAAGCCAUUUUGUGUGAUCCCAUCUGCAUUUCUUCAGAGAGCAUUUGAUCAGGUGGUCCAUGAUGUUGAUCGGCAAAGAAUUCCUGUCCGUUUUGUCAUUACGAGUGCAGGCUUAGUAGGAUCUAAUGGCCCUGUGCAGUGUGGGGCUUUUGAUAUAACGUUCAUGUCAUGUUUGCCCAACAUGAUUGUCAUGGCACCAUCUGAUGAAGAUGAGUUAGUGGACAUGGUAGAAACUGCUGCCAUGGUUGAUGAUCGUCCAAUUUGCUUCCGGUAUCCACGGGGUGCAAUUGUUCAGACAGACAAGUGUCUCAGUCCUGGGAUCCCCAUUGAGAUAGGAAGAGGGAGAAUUCUUGCAGAAGGUAAAGAUGUUGCUUUACUUGGUUAUGGGUCAAUGGUUCAGAACUGCGUCAAAGCUUGGUCCCUUCUUUCAAAGCUCGGAAUUGAGGUGACAGUUGCAGAUGCAAGAUUCUGCAAACCGCUUGACAUAGGGUUACUUAGAGGGCUGUGCGAAAAUCAUGCCUUUCUGGUCACUGUUGAGGAAGGGUCCAUUGGAGGUUUCGGGUCCCAUGUUGCGCAGUUCAUUGCACUUGAUGGACGGCUUGAUGGGAGAAUAAAGAAGGAACAUUUAUUGAAUUGUGAGGUACUAUCUGUAAGCUGUACUGAUCAGGUUUGGUUCCUCCAGUGGCGGCCAAUUGUUUUACCCGAUGCCUACAUAGAGCACGCGUCGCCAAAUGAACAGCUUUCCCUCGCUGGUCUCACUGGGCAUCACAUUGCUGCGACCGUGUUGAGUCUCCUUGGCCGGACACGCGAAGCUCUCCUACUGAUGUGCUAGGUUCCGGCUAUUAUUUCAGCCUGAGUUCUCUCAAAAUGGCCUCGCACUGAUGAUACUCAGACCGAUAAGCCAGAUCUUGUAAGGUGCUCCUUAUUCGCCAACUACAAUUUGUCCAGAAUGCUGUAUUAAGUGGUGGCAAGCAGUACGUUGUAUCGCCUGCAUACAGAACUCAUAUCUGAGAAGCGUUUCCAGAGAAUGUUUCUGCUAAUUUGUCUCACAUGCGAGAGCCAAAUGAGUAGUGAACAAA
This is a messenger RNA of Rhodamnia argentea, 2697 nucleotides long. RefSeq names its product probable 1-deoxy-D-xylulose-5-phosphate synthase, chloroplastic. Gene Ontology annotation, molecular function: 1-deoxy-D-xylulose-5-phosphate synthase activity. Gene Ontology annotation, biological process: terpenoid biosynthetic process. The coding region runs from base 225 to 2450 and encodes 741 amino acids. The transcript is spliced from 10 exons. The record is from RefSeq and is a predicted model, not a curated record. Lineage: Eukaryota; Viridiplantae; Streptophyta; Magnoliopsida; Myrtales; Myrtaceae.